AUGGUAACAGAAGGCGAUUUAGGUACGAAAGCUGUAAUAACAGCACCGUUAUCUCUAGAUUCAGAUACGUCGGAUUCUACUUAUCGAGCUCCGAACAUCAUCCAACGCAUCCUAAGCCUUCUCCAUAAUGUACGGCCAGGAUCCGACCUCACUCGUCUUCAGCUUCCACCACAGUUUAAUAUACCAAAGUCCCAACUUCAGUGCUAUGGGGAAUCGGUUUACUGCGUCGGGUCAGAUAUUUUAGGCAGAUGCUCGAAGGAAGAGUCGGCCAUUAGCCGGUUUUUGUCAGUUAUCGGGUGGAGCAUUUCAACUGUGCGCCCGUUACCUUUUGGCGUGGCCCCUUAUAACCCGAUUCUUGGUGAAAUUCACCAUGUCUCUAAGGGGACACUAAAUGUGCUAUUGGAACAGGUUUCGCACCAUCCACCUGUGACGGCCCUUCAUGCUACCGACGAAAAAGCGAAAAUCGAGCUCACGUGGUGUCAAUCUCCCGUACCGAGUUUUUACGGGACUCACAUUGAGACCGAGGUCCUCGGGAGACGAGAGCUAAAGCUUCUGGACAAGAACGAAACUUAUGUAAUGAACUCACCUAAUCUCGUCAUAAGAUUCUUGCCUUUGCCCGGCGUGGACUGGUUAGGAAAUGUGAACGUCCGGUGUGAAGAGACCGGGCUCGAGGCCGAGCUAUCUUAUAGAGGCAACUCGUUUUUGCCUCGUCCAUCGAUACACAGGUCGAUCAAAGGGAAAAUAUUUAUUUCGUCGACAUUAGAAACCAUUUACGAUAUCAAUGGCCAUUGGGACAAGAUUGUGACGGCAAAGGAUGUCUCGACCGGGAAGACAACGAUCAUCUACGAUGCGAACGAGGCACUUUCGGGUUUGAAGACCCCCGUUGUUAAGGAUCCCGAGGCCGUUUCAGAAAGCGAGUCGACUCUCGUGUGGGCCGACGUGAGCCAAGCCAUUCUGCAAAAGAGCUGGGAGAGAGCAAGGGAAGCCAAGACUCGAGUCGAGGAAAGGCAGAGAGAGCUCGCGCGGGAGAGGAAGUCGAAAGAUGAUGAUUUUCCCCCUAAGUAUUUCAGGGUAUCUUGUGAUCAUGCCAAGGGCAAUGGUUGGGAUUGCUUGCCAAUCAACAAGUUGGUUCCUAAGGCUCCUAUUCUUGUUGAUGACUGA
Messenger RNA from Striga hermonthica, 1161 nucleotides. Lineage: Eukaryota; Viridiplantae; Streptophyta; Magnoliopsida; Lamiales; Orobanchaceae. The record is from the annotation of a GenBank genome assembly.